AUGACGACGACGAUGGUCUCCAAUCUUCUAAGAUAUUUGAUAGAGGAGAUUAUUUCAUGGCUUCCCUUGAAAUCCAUGAAAGCAGUGCGUUUAACUUGCAAAAGUUGGGACGAUUUAUCCAAAAGUGAGAGCUUUAGGAAGAAGCACAUUGGCAAAGCCACAAGAAAAGGUGAGUCUAUGAUGAUCGCCAUGAUGCCUAACAAUCUCUAUCUAAUGAGCGGCUUCGUCGACGAAGUUGAUCCAUCUAUAGAGCAUAAAGGUCAAAUUAGCUUCCCGAGCAAACAAGUAAGCAUAGAUCGACUCUUCCACUAUGAGGAUUUAAUUUUAUGCAUCUUGAAAGACGUUACUAGGAUUGUGGUUUGGAAUCCGUAUUUGGGGCAAACAAGAUGGAUCAACCUCAGAUUCUCUCACCGUCCAUACAUAUGGGACUCAUUUUCUUAUGGUCUCGGAUACGAGGAUAAGGAAUCUUGUCGUAGCCUUAAAUUGUUGAGGUUUGUAGAUUUUCUUGCAAGAGCGCCCGAAGAGCAAUUUUUUUGGUACGAAAUCUACAAUUUUGAUACUGGUUUAUGGACAACUCUUGACGUCGCUCCACACUGGAGGAUAUAUUGUUCAAGCAGUAGCGUUUCUCUUAAGGGAAACAGUUACUGGUGUGCAGCAGAACGAAGCGCAGAAGGUUUUACGGAUCGCAUAAUCUGUUUUGAUUUUACAAGAGAGAGAUUUGGGCCGCUUCUGCCUCUGCCAUCUUGCGUUAGGGAUCGUCACUAUGAAUAUGUGACUUUAUCUUGUGUUAAAGAAGAGAAGAUUGCAGCUUUAUUUCACCACCACGAUUUAUAUGAUUAUGAGAUAUGGAUUACAAUUAAGAUUGAGGUCGAAAUAGUGUCGUGGAGCAAGUUCUUGAGAAUAGUGGAUCCGAGCCGUAAGAUAGAUUUUCCUAUUGGUUUCUUUAUUGACGAGAAGAAGAAAGUUUUCAUGAGUUUUGGUACGCAAUAUAAAUGUGAGGAUCGCGGCCUUCGCGAAAGAUAUAUUAACGUAGGUGGAGAGGCUGGACACGUAACAAAAUUGGAUCCUGGAGUACCUGCAAAUGAGUUAUGUAGGCCAGAUGUGUGCUCUUAUGUUCCAAGUGUGAUCCAAAUCAAGAAGCCUGUACGAGGCAAAAGAAUAGAACAAAGCCAUUUAGAAAAGCGUCUAUGUGAUCAAAACAGGUUGAGACUUGCCGCAUUUGACAAGCUAUUGAAGAAGCAAAAUCAUAUUGGUUUUACCGUAUGAGGAUGCU
Camelina sativa (false flax) is the source of this 1273-nucleotide messenger RNA. The record is from RefSeq and is a predicted model, not a curated record. NCBI's taxonomy places the organism in Eukaryota, Viridiplantae, Streptophyta, Magnoliopsida, Brassicales, Brassicaceae.